Molecule: messenger RNA, 2213 nt
Organism: Alnus glutinosa
Lineage: Eukaryota; Viridiplantae; Streptophyta; Magnoliopsida; Fagales; Betulaceae
Product: phosphoinositide phospholipase C 4-like
Exons: 9
Coding region: 268-2013 (581 amino acids)
Biological process (GO): lipid metabolic process; phosphatidylinositol-mediated signaling
Molecular function (GO): phosphatidylinositol-4,5-bisphosphate phospholipase C activity
Source: RefSeq, a predicted model, not a curated record
CACAAACAAUAAAGUAAGUACGAGAAACACUCAAACAACUGAUUGUUAUAGCUACUCCAUUCAAACCCAAGUGUUUCUUUAUGUAUACUCAGCCUCUUUCUCUCUUGCUUUCUCUGUCUCUUUAUAUAUACCGAGUCUGAGCCUCUGUUUCUUUGAUUUUGAUCCACCAAGGGAAGCAUUUGAAGCUUAGCCUCUGUUUCUUUGAUUUUGAUCCACCAAGGGAAAUUACGUUCGAAGCUUUUUUGAGUGUCUGGGAGUUCCAGCUACAUGGGGACGUAUAGGAUGUGCGUGUGCUUUACGAGGAGGUUUAAGGUCACGGAGGCGGAGCCACCGGCGGACGUGAAGCGAACGUUUAAGAAGUACGCGGAGGGUGGCACCCACAUGACGCCGGAGCAGUUGCGAAGGUUCUUGGUGGAGGUUCAGGGUGAGGGCGGCGCGUCGAUCUCAGAUGCGGAGCGGACUGUGGAGCAGGUCUUGCAGAAGCGGCACCAUAUGGGCAAGUUCCCCAGGAAACGUACUCUCACCAUUGAUGACUUUCACCAUUACUUGUUCUCUGCGGAGCUCAAUCCGCCUAUCGGAGAUAAGGUUUACCAGGAUAUGACAGCUCCAUCGUCUCAUUAUUUCAUCUAUACCGGUCAUAAUUCAUACCUGACUGGUAACCAACUCAAUAGUGACUGCAGUAUUCUCCCAAUUAUAAAUGCACUGAAGAGAGGUGUAAGAGUGGUGGAGCUUGAUAUGUGGCCAAAUAACGACACAAAAGAUGGUGUUCAUGUUUAUCAUGGAUGGACACUGACAACCCCAGUGGAACUUAUUGAAUGCUUAAAAUCCAUUAGAGAGCAUGCCUUUUCUGCAUCACCAUACCCUGUCAUAAUAACUCUUGAAGACCACCUUACCCCAGAUCUCCAGGCUAAAGUAGCCCAGAUGAUCACUCAAACAUUUGAAGAUAUGUUGUUUCAUCCUGAAUCUGAAGGUUUAAAAGUGGUCCCUUCACCAGAAGAAUUGAUGUAUCGGAUUAUUAUUUCCACCAAACCUCCAAAGGAAUACCUUACAGCUAAAAGUAAGAAGGGAAACAGAGAUAAUUCACUGAAGGAAAAGGAUUUUGAUGAAGACGAUGAUCAUAUGAGUGAUAGUGAUUCAAGUGAACCCGAUCAAGAUGAUGAGGAUAAGGAAGAAUUUGAUCAUGAAUCACAUCCACCAGUUGCAUGUACAUACAAGAGUCUAAUUGCCAUUCAUGCUGGAAAACCCAAGGGUGGUCUAAAGGAGGAAUUAAAAGUUGAGGCUGACAAAGUUAGACGUCUUAGCUUGAGUGAACAAGCACUUGAAAAGGCUGUUUUAUCUCAUGGAAUGGAAGUUGUAAGAUUUACACAGAGAAAUUUCUUGAGGAUUUACCCCAAGGGCACUCGAUUUAACUCCUCCAACUACAACCCCCUAAUUGGUUGGGCGCAUGGAGCUCAAAUGGUUGCAUUUAAUAUGCAGGGACAUGGUAAACAUCUUUGGUUAAUGCAUGGGAUGUUUAGAUCCAACGGGGGUUGUGGUUAUGUGAAAAAGCCUGAUCUUCUAAUGAAUAUGGGUCCAAAUAGUCAGGUGUUUGAUCCUAAAGCAAAUUUGGAAGUAAAGAAGACCUUAAAGGUGAAAGUGUAUAUGGGAGAUGGAUGGAAUUUGGAUUUUAGUCAAACACACUUUGAUAAGUUUUCGCCGCCAGAUUUUUACACCAGGGUUGGCAUAGCAGGAGUGCCAGCUGAUAACAUAAUGAAGGAAACAAAGAAAAUAGAGGAUGACUGGACUCCUGUUUGGGAUGAAGAGUUUACAUUUCCAUUGACUGUUCCUGAACUGGCUUUGCUUCGAGUUGAAGUGUACGAGUACGACAUGUCCGCCGGGAAGGGCGAUUUCGGUGGCCAAACUUGUUUGCCAGUUUGGGAAUUGCGGCGAGGAAUCCAUGCAGUUCCCCUUUUUGAUCGUAAAGGAGAGAAGUACAACUCUGUAAAGCUUCUUUUGCGAUUUGAGUUUGUCUGAGCAUAGAUAGUUUCCUUCUUGUGUACUUAUUUUGGUUGGGUUAUAUCCCUAUCCAAUGUCUGCUCUUUCCAUGUAAUAUAGUCUUACUUUCAAGCUUACAAAGCUGUUACUCUCUACUGCUGUAAUUGAUUUGUGGAUUCAAGGAUCCACUUGAGUUUGUGUUCUUCAAAUAAAGCAGGAUAUUUGACCUUGUAGAAGAA